CAACGGUUUUACUCCGAACCUAAAAUUCUAUAAACCUUCGACUAGGCCUCGAAAUAUUAAUCGUAGCAAAACUGUUUUUCAUUAUGAGGCCUAAAUUGUUGGUGUGUGUAGGACUUGUAGCACUUCUUUGUACUUUGUCAUCAGCUGAAGACGUCAAUGAACCUGACGAAGAUGAUGUUGAAAUAGAUAGUGAAAAUGAGCCAGAAGAUAAGGUAAGAAAUGGAAAGUAUUACUUUUGAUUGCUUCAAAUUUGCCGGUAUCGCUGACUUUGUUCUAUUUUUACCGUUUUACAGGGCAAAGAGAAAAAGAAAGCGGCCGAAACUGAAGCGUAUCAACCCCCAGAAAUCGCUUUAGAGCAUGAAGAUUCUGUUUUUCUUGCGGAACCAUUUGCAAAGCGGCAGGAAUUCGAAAGCAGGUAUUAAAAGCUAAACUUCAAAUUCUUUACCGGCUUAUGUUCAUUUAGUUUUGCAGUGUGCGUGUUUUUUAGUUUGCACAGUGACAAGCCUUUUUCUGGUACGCGGUGCACAUGUGUGUAAAUAGGCUCUGGUUUUGACAGAACACUCCUGCAGGUUGAAGCAUAUUUUGCAAGCGUUGAAAAUACAUAUUUUGUCUCUUUUACUAACUAUAACCCUAUGUUGUCUUUCAAUUCCUACAGCAUAAAUGAAUUUAUUUUCAGCAAAGAUUCUCAACAACUCUGUGAUGUUGCAUGUGGAAGUUUGAAAGAAGUUCAUCUUUUCUUUACUAUGUCCCACCCUAAAUAACAUCAUCUUUCUUCCACUAAAUUUCCACCUAUUUUUUGUUGUUGAGUAAUUUGGAAUUAUGUCAAAAAGUUUGUCCCUCUGAAGGACUAAGAUUAAAGGGUAAAAUACCCUUUUAAAGUGCAACAGGUGUAGAUGCUAGCUAUGUAGAUCCUCAGGUGAUCUGUUAGACAUUGUUGUUGCAUAUGUUCAGGCAAAUAGUUCAUGUAGCUCAGCAAUAAUUUAGGUGACAAAAGGGUGUUAUAGUGUUUUUUUACAUACUAAACAGUAGUCUUCAUCACGUGUGGCCUAAAGGCUUGUCAUGCCAUCUCCUUAAGUCCAUCAAGCAAUAAUAUUACUCGCUAUGACUGCUCUGCACAGCAUUAGAGAAUGCAUAUAAUAAAGCAGGUUUUUUCCUUUUAAGAGAAGUCACCAAUGGAGGCAGUUUUGCUGUAAAAAUGGUCCACUAUCCAUUGACCUUCUCUCACAAGCCUAGACGUUAGAAUGGCCAUUUGUCGUAACAAAAAUACUGCUUGGGAGGUUUUCCUGAUGGUUAUAAAACUCUGUUUGCUGGUGUUAAGACUUCCAAGUAAAUGUCCUUGCUGUUGUACAAUUAAUGUUAAACACACUGUUUAUAGCUUUGUGACUUAACAUAUGUUCAUUUUGUUUAAUAUUUUCAGAUGGCAGAAAUCUGAGGCUAAAAAGGAUGGAGUGGAUGCUGAAAUUUCCAAAUAUGAUGGUAAGUCGCUGUUAGAUUGAAGUAUCUGUCACUGUAAGUUAUUCCAUCUUUUGAAUCAUAUGUUUUGAGUGACAGCAACAAAAAAAUUCUUUUAAUAGUAGUUUGUUUCCAAGGAAGCAGGAGCAAAAAAAACUCCUUCUCCAGAUAAUGACUUUUUGGUAAUCAAUCCACUAUAACAAUUUUUGUACUGAAUCACUAUCAUUUUUACUCUCCAGAUUAUUUUUCCUAUCCCUCCUUUGUAAAAAAAAAAAAAAAAAUGAUAAAACCUUGUAGUGCCAAUUUCCACCCUGGCAACUGGUGGCUUAGCAACAUGAAAGCAGACAUAACCUCAUACUCCUACAACCUGCUGUUUUUGUCCUGUUUUCCCUUGUAUUUUAUUGCUCACCGUAGAGCCUCCAGGACCCUGAGGGUUGUGGGUUCGACUCUUACCUGGAGUUCAGAAUUUUUUCUGACCUUUCUGGUGUUCGAAUUCUCCUUCUUCCAAAUUCUCAUGCAACAAAUCUGAAACAAUGAUUUCAUUAGGCUUUGGCAAAUCCUAAUAUCACUAUCACUCAGGUGAAAACAAAAUUGAUCUUACUAUGGUUGCGGUAUUAACUUGUACUUUUGUAUCUUUAUUCAAACCUUAAAAUUGUUUUUAUUCCUCUGUCAGGUGAAUGGUCGUUUGAGGAGCCAUCAACUAAGUUAUUCACUGGAGACAUUGGACUGGUUCUCAAGGUAGUUAUAAGUUAUUUAUUUAUUUUGCUGAUUUGCAGCUGACAUCACGGCAGCAAUGCUGGUGGACAAAAACAAAAGCAUUUCCCUUCACUGGGAUCUAAAUUUUUUUUUCAUUCAAAUGAACCCAACUUUUUUUAUUAUUCUCUCACCAACAUGGCAGCCUUGCCACAUGGCUGCAAACCAGGAUUAAGGCUGUACCCUGUAAGGUUUCAAGUUGUGGGGUAUCUGAUGUUAGUAGACAGGGAAUUGAAUGGCUAGGAAAUUCUUUUGGUUGUAUGAAAGUAGCCUGGGGUCUUGCUCAUAACAGCCAGUGGAAACCCAGUCAUCAGCGACAUCCUUACUUUUUCCAUCAACCAAUAUUUUUGUGCCUGGCAACCAUUUGUGAAUGUUGGUGAGAAAAAGGCGAGUUGAGCUUGGAGUGCUGAUAAUGAUGUGACAUGGAAUGCAAUAAUGAAAAGGGAAUUUUAUUCUUUGUCUUUUUUUAGUCCAAGGCAAGACACCAUGCAAUUUCAUCAUUGCUGAAGAAACCAUUUGAGUUUAAGGACAAGCCACUUGUGGUACAGUAAGUGCAAGAUAAUAAUUUAUUAUUAUUAAACUAUAAUAAUUAUUUGUAUAAUAUUAAUGUCAGGGAAUGUUAAAUGCAUUGUAAUAUUAUUUUGUUUUGGGAAGGCUAUUUGUGUAUUUUUAACUGGAGUUUGGCAGGGCUGUCACUAAGAUUUCAAGUUGGAUUGAUUAGGCGGAAAAUAGCUAGGGGAUCAGGCUCAUAGUCACCAGGAGAAAUCGGUAGCCCCUUGCCUGUAGUAACAGCCCAUGUCAGGAGGGAGUCCUGUAAUGUAAGAAAAAUCUUCCCCUUUCUUUAUUCUUUGAUUUGUGUCUUUGGUGUUCAAAUAUUGAAGAAGUCAUUAAAUAUAUUUUUUAAGAUAUGAAGUGAAAUUUCAGCAAGCAAUGGAAUGUGGUGGUGCCUAUGUCAAGCUCCUUUCAAAACAUGAUGCACUUCAGUUGGUAAGUGUUUUUAAUUUACAACUAUGAAUAUUAUUACUAUAAGUAGGUAUGAUAUUAUGAUCAUCUGAGUGUGUGUAGUCAUGAAUAGGACUGUUGGUGAUAAUUAAUUUAAAUUUUGUGACAUUUGAUAAAUCCAUUGUUAGAUACAAAGCAACUGUAGACCUCGGUUUAAGAGAUCUUUGGAUCCCCAGAUCUCUUCUUUAGUGGGUCAAUUAAAGAAGAUAAAUGCCUUUCUAGUCUACAGCAUAAUUUAUGCUUUUAUGAAACUGUUCAUGACAAAUCAUGAAAUGGUGUUUAGAUAAAAGCGUCAGGCAAACUGAAAAUGACUUAGAACACGGUCUUGUUAAAGACUGGUUAAACUCUGUUUAACUAACCUGCCCUUUCAGUUUACAGUUUUUUUAGAACAUAGCAGCAACUAAAAUUUAUGGCAUAGUAACUGAAAUUGUUGGAAUUUUUGAAAUUCAAAAGCAGGAAGCUGAUAUUCAUAUUUGACUUCUGGUUCAUUCACUCAUUCUCAACUUCUGUGGUUGGCCAAAUUGCUAACUUGCAGUACAUAUUUUUGACAUUUUGAUAUUUUUCUAGAAUGAAAAAAUUCUGUCUUGUCUCUUUAAUUCAGAAACUCUUCCAUGACAAAAGCCCGUACACCAUUAUGUUUGGACCAGACAAGUGUGGUGAAGAUAAAAAGGUGAGUAUUAACACAACCAGCUAAUGAUAAAUGGUCUUUUUUUUUCAAUAAUUGCUUAAACCCCCAUGUAAAAUAACUUGAGUUAACAUUAUCAGUGUCUCUUAAAUCAUUUUGGGCGGUUGAGUCCUUUCAUACAAUAAUGAAUUCUGCCUAAUAAAAAAAUUAAUAAAUUUUCUUUCAGCUUCACUUCAUUUUUAGGCAUAAGAAUCCAAAGACUGGUGAAUAUGAAGAGAAACAUGCAAAGAAACCAACUGGGAAUUUCCAGAGUGUUUUUGAUGGCAAGAAGACUCAUCUCUUCACCUUGGUAGUAAGACCAGACAACACCUUUGAAGUGUUUGUGGACCAAGCAAGUGUUAGCUCUGGAAGUUUGUUGGAAGAUUUCACUCCUCCAGUCAACCCUCCUAAGGAGAUUGAUGAUCCAGACGACAAAAAGCCAGAGGAUUGGGAUGAACGAGAGAAGAUUCCUGAUCCUGAUGCGGAAAAGCCGGAUGAUUGGGAUGAAGAUGCACCUGCAAAAAUACCUGAUCCUGAUGCAAAGGUUAGGCUCAGUGUCUCAUCUGCAUUUAGCUCUGAGAAUAGUUCCUUUCUUGGCUUGUUGUACUUUGGAAGAAAAGUAAUAUGCUAAUGAAUUUAUGUACAAGGGUAGAUUUUCAGAUGUUCUUUAAAGGCUGUUUUUUUAGAAAACGUAGUGAUGAGGCAUAUAAGGACAAUAUGAUUUGAUCCUGUGGCAUAUAUCAAGUCCAGUGACUUCACUUAUCUUGGGUCUCACAGAGCNCAAGCAAGUGUUAGCUCUGGAAGUUUGUUGGAAGAUUUCACUCCUCCAGUCAACCCUCCUAAGGAGAUUGAUGAUCCAGACGACAAAAAGCCAGAGGAUUGGGAUGAACGAGAGAAGAUUCCUGAUCCUGAUGCGGAAAAGCCGGAUGAUUGGGAUGAAGAUGCACCUGCAAAAAUACCUGAUCCUGAUGCAAAGGUUAGGCCCAGUGUCUCAUCUGCAUUUAGCUCUGAGAAUAGUUCCUUUCUUGGCUUGUUGUACUUUGGAAGAAAAGUAAUAUGCUAAUGAAUUUAUGUACAAGGGUAGAUUUUCAGAUGUUCUUUAAAGGCUGUUUUUUUAGAAAACGUAGUGAUGAGGCAUAUAAGGACAAUAUGAUUUGAUCCUGUGGCAUAUAUCAAGUCCAGUGACUUCACUUAUCUUGGGUCUCACAGAGCUCAGUGGUUGUAGAAUUCCUUUUUACGGACCACUAACUUCCAAGGUCAAGGUUUAAUUAAUUCGCAUUGGGCACAAAGAUUUGUUUUCUUGUUGUUUGUUUUUGUUUUUGUUUUUGUCUUCACUUUUGCUGAGAAAGACUCGAACUUUUACUGGAAUGGUUGUUCAUACAGCUGUGUGGAGGUGUUUGUUUACCUUGUUCAUACAGCUGUACAUGGGUGUCAAACUUCCUGAUAAGAAAUGAUAAAAAUUUUUUUACAACUGUAGAAACCAGAUGACUGGUUAGAUGAUGAGCCUGAGUUUGUACCUGAUCCUAAUGGGGUGAAACCAGAUGACUGGGAUGAGGAGGAGGAUGGAGAAUGGGAAGCACCUCAAAUUGGUGAGUCUGACAUGUAUAUAUUGGGCCUGGCAAAGUGCUGUCUGAUAGCAGGGUGUUCAUUAGGCAUUAGAGGUCGGAGAAUUCUCCAUUUGCUUGGAAGAAUUCUCCUGCAAAUGUUUAGUAGCCUGUGACUGUUUUUUAUCCAGACAAAGAGAUUUUUCAAAAUAUUCUCCCAUAAUGUUACAUCUUACUCCUGCUACUAGAAUCCUUAAUGAAAACCCCGUCGAUAGACCUGGAACAUCAUCCAUUUGGACUUGCUUGAUCCUCAAAGUUUGGGCUGGUUAACUACAGCACCAAAUAUCUUCUCACAAGAUUUAAAAUUCAUCACAAUCCAUGAAGUAGGUCAACAAAAUCAAUUACCUGAUCACAGAAGAUGAACACAAAUGUCUCUCCUUAUUUUGACAACUUCUCUCCAACUUUGUUGGGGAAUGAAGCUUUAAGAAUCCCAACUAGUUUGAGGGUAGAACAGGUAGCAAUUUACAACUGUGUAACUUUGAGACUUUUCUACCUCCUUUUCAUGCAGCAAAUCCAAAAUGCGAGAAGGCUGGUUGUGGUGAAUGGAAACCUCCUGUGAUAGACAAUCCUGCUUACAAGGGAAAAUGGUCAGCUCCUCUUAUUGACAAUCCCAAUUACAAGGUACAGUGUAGUGUAUUAUGGACAAGCUCUAUCAGGAAAAAUACACCUAUUUAGAGAAAUGAUUUUCCUUAAACAUUUUGUUUGAACUGCUGGUUAGACUGGACUGAAAUUGUACCCUUUGAGAGUUUCCUUUUCAUUGUCUUUCUCUUAGCCAGGAACUGGUAUCUAUUUUGAACGCUACUAAAUCACAUGAAUGAUCAUGCUGUAAAAUCACUUUUACACUUCCCUUCCCUGUCGUAUGCACUUCAUUUUGUAAUGUUAGGGAGUUUAAGCAACCAUGAUGACUACAAUAGUGAAAAUGUCGCUAAAAAAAAUGUAUUUGCAUCCGCUCAAUCUGCUCAAUUUGUCAAAAGUAGGCGAUUUUUCCUGGAAUUGAAUACAUAAGGAUUUUAUUCUGCUUUAUAAAGGGAAAGGAAAAUUUGUAGUCUAAUGUUUAGGAGAUUUCAUGUUACAGUUGUGCAGUGGACAUCAAAUUAAUUAGUUAACUAAAAAGCAUGACGCAUGUGCAGAGCCAUUGUGUUGCUCAUUAAAACAAUUCUUUUUUGACAUUGUCAUUCAUCGUCAUGGUGAUUGCUUAAGCUUCCUGUUACUACAGUACUAGUGAAUAAUUCCAUGUAAAAACUGCUCGUUGAAGUGCAGUUAAGUGCUUAGGUUACAAUUCAACAUAGCUUGUCAUUUUCAUUUCCCAUUAUAAAUGGCCAGUUCUGAUGAAAAGUUUUCCUUAGUAUAAGUUGUCUGCCUCUGGCAGUAUUCUGUUGCAGUAAAUGAAAUACCAAAUUAAUUAAUAUAUUGCAGGGUAUCUGGAAACCCAGGAAGAUUGCCAACCCUGAUUAUUUUGAGGACAAAGAACCUUUCAAGAUGACAAGUAUUGUAAGUGAAAACAACUUUAAUUAAAAGUUAUUUUUCUUGACCUUGACCUUGACUUGAUGCACAACAGUAGUCUGCUGUUUCCAAGAAUUGAAACUUAUUCCCGCAUAAUAUAGUGCACUUAACUCAUGCUGCCGUUCCCUGCCACAUCAUGUAUUGAUUGCACACGUUACAGAAGAAAUACAAACAAGGAAAUGGCUGAUAGCCAUUGCUAUAAGAAGAAUGUAUUUGUAUGUAUUUGUUAGAGGUAAAGAGCACUACUCACAGCAUGCUGUUAUUGUUCUCUCAUUCUGCAAGGAACUGUACUUAGUAGGUGUACAAUCUUUUUGUCUUGUAAAACAUUGAUGUCAUAGUCAUACAUAUUCAUUCUUCAUGUGUGUUGUUUGCCUGUAGGCUGCUGUUGGCCUGGAACUCUGGUCCAUGACUCCUGAUAUCUUGUUCGAUAAUUUUAUUAUCGCGAAUGACAAGUAUGUAGCUGACAAAUUUGCUGCAGACAGGUAUGAUUAAAAAAAUAUAUAAUAAUCUUAUUACUGUGAACUACUACAAUUUUGAUGCUGUUAAAAAAUAUGUUACUGCUGGCUAAAGUUGUUGACUCUCCUUUUCAGCUGGGUGAAGAAAAACAUCAAAGAAACUUAUGGUGGAGAUGAAGAGGUCAGCAACAAUUUUAUACUUUAAAAAUCUUUUUGUAGUUAUGUAUUUCUGUCCUUUUGUGUGUUUUGCAAAAGGCCAAAAAAUGUUUUAGCUAGGGAAAUUCGAGUUCUUAGAGUAGUUUGUAUUUAACAAUGUUGUUUUUUGUGCUAUUUUAGGGUGGAAUAGUCAGUAACCUGAUGGAAGCUACCAAUGAGAGACCUUGGCUUUGGGUCCUGUUUAUCAUUGUUAUCAUUUUACCAUUUGUUUUAAUUGCUGCCUGCUGUUUCCCUGGAAGUAAGGUAUAUGCCUGGGUGAAUGAAACUUGUAAUGUUUUUGUGCACAGCUGUUUUGUAACUAUUAAAUGUGCACUGACAAGUUAUUAUGCCACUCAGUACUAAUAUUACAGUUAACUCCCAUUACCUCGAACUCCUGAUAACUCGGACUUUUUUUCAAUUUCCCUUGAAGGUUCCAGUUAUCGGGAGUCAACUGUAUAUGUAUAUCUGCUCUGCUGUCCUAAGUAUUAUAUCUAUACUGUAUCUAUUUUUCUUUGCCAUAAUAUACAAUAUCAGUCUUCCCAGAUGUUCCCCUCUCCUUCUUAGUAGUAUUUCAUUUUCCGUAGUUAAUACAGAUACAAACUAUAGAGGAACAAGUCAGUAUAGCCUGAGAAAACAGCCAACAUUUUGCAAUUCGACCUCUGUUUUUCCCUUUGAAAUGACGUCUGAGGAGCGAGUGCAGAAAUGCCAUACUAAUGACAUGUCACUACCCAGCGGCGCCACGAAAUGUGGGCUCUUUUCUCAGGCUAGUCAGUAAAGUCAUUUGUAUUUUGCACCAAUCAUUUAAAUUGUUUGUAGAGUGAUGCUGCUGCCAAGAAGAAGAAAACCGAUGAACCAACUGAAGAUGUUGCUCCAGAAGACAAUGAGGUAUUAUUGUCAAAUACAUUUUACAAUAUUAAAGAGAACAUUUUCAAAAAUUUGUCUUAAAAUAACAUCCAUCAAACUGUCAUUUGUUAAGUGUAAAGGUUUCUAGCUUCUGCUAAGUCCCUUGUGCAGGCAUUAUUUAGGUUUCAUUGCAGUGAAUGACUUUGGUUGUUUUGUCUAGAUGUGGUGCUACCAUACAAAAUGGCCACCAUAAUCUGAACAAUGAUGAUGAAGUUCAAAUGUAUUGAAUAUGUUACUUUAACAAUGGAACUUUCAUUGUAGAAUGAAUCAGAGAAAAAGGAAGAUGAAACACCAGCAGAAGGAGGUGAAGAGGUGAGUGCAAUAGUGCUGAAGAAACUGUUAAAAAAUGUCAUUUAAAGUUCAUUCAUUCAUUCACUUAAGAUGAGAUUGGCUAAGCUGUGAUCACUGUGUUCAUGAGGGCAUUAUUGUCUUGUUAACUCAGGAUUACUUUUUUUUGUAGGCUGAAGAAAAAAAUGAGGAAGAAGAAAAGGUGAGAGAAAUAAAAGCUUUGGAAGUUCUUACUUAA
Messenger RNA from Porites evermanni, 9057 nucleotides. The record is from the annotation of a GenBank genome assembly. Lineage: Eukaryota; Metazoa; Cnidaria; Anthozoa; Scleractinia; Poritidae.